AUGGACGCGUCAUGUCAAUGCGCAACCAUAUCAUUUCGAACACCUACGUCGAAGCCACUGGCAAUUUACAUCUGCCAUUGCCGCGAAUGUCGCAAACAAUCAUCUUCUGCAUUCGGCGUGUCUGCUAUUUUUCCAUACUUUGAAUUACCUGCGCACUUGCGGCCUCAGCUGGGUUGCUAUGUUCGGGAAACAAGCACGCCGGGAAAAAGACUCAAGUGUUAUUUCUGCCGGCUUUGCGGGGUGCGGGUCUUACACUUUAGUGUGACAGUGAAGGCAAAUGGAGAUGAAGGCAAGGACGAAGAAGAACUCCCUGACUCAACAGUGAGUGUCAAAGGCGGAUGCCUUGACGAAGUGGUCGAAGUAUUGCCUGCAGCAUCGUUGGUGCGGGGCAUAUCUAGUGGGUCCGAAUCCGUGAAGGAUGCAGAAGAAGUCAUCGCAAAGAAGAAUGUGCAAGACGUGCAAAGGUGGGACGAAGAGCCUGACGACGGAUUUUAG
This is a messenger RNA of Xylona heveae TC161, 495 nucleotides long. RefSeq lists its product as hypothetical. NCBI's taxonomy places the organism in Eukaryota, Fungi, Ascomycota, Xylonomycetes, Xylonales, Xylonaceae. Bases 1 to 495 code for a protein of 164 amino acids. Gene Ontology annotation, molecular function: carbon-sulfur lyase activity. The record is from RefSeq and is a predicted model, not a curated record. The transcript is spliced from 2 exons.